AUGGACAGCAGACCCCGCCAGUGGGGCCCGCGUGAGGAGGUCCAGUCCGUCCCCCAGAGACUCUCUCCCCCCUGGCUCAACGGGGCCCCUAGGGUGGCGGCCCCCCAGCCCCUGAACCCCUCCGCCCUCCCCCACGCCCUGGGCCCCUGCUCCGCCCCCCCGGGCCUGCUGCUCCGGGCCUGGGUGGGGGACGGGGCGGGGCUGGACUCCUGCGAGACCACCUUCAUCGAGGGCCUGGCCGACCCCUUCCUCUGCUCCUCCUCCUCCUCCUCCUCCAAGGAGGCGCUGGUGUUCGCCGACGGGCGGUUCCUGGAGGUCGCCGGGGACGACGGUAGGAUCCAGGCGCUGUCCUACGACGUCGCAGACGACGAUGACGAGGAAGACGAGGACGAUGAAGACUUUGAUGAGCUGGAGAGCGACUACACCAGCGAGUCGGAGAGCGAGGACGCCUUCCUGCUGACCCCGCCACGGGAGCACCUGGGCCUCAGCGUCUUCUCCAUGAUCUGCUGCUUCUGGCCGCUGGGCAUCGCCGCCUUCUACCUGGCCCACCAGACCAACAAGGCCGUGUCUAAAGGAGACCUCCACGCAGCCAGCUCCAGCUCCAGGCGGGCCCUCUUCCUGGCCGUGCUGUCAAUCACAAUCGGGACCGGGAUCUACGUGGGCGUGGCCGUGGCCCUCAUCGCUUACCUCUCCAAGAACCACCACCUGUAGGCUCCUCUCCCCGGCACAGGGCUCCUCCCCCCACUGGAUGGCUCCUCCCCCCAGAUCCAGCCGCUGGAUUGGGUCCCAUGGAAGACCUUCAACCAAUCACCUGGUGGUCCUGGACCCUUCUCAACAUCCAGCUCACACACAUACAUAGACACACACACACACACACACACACACACACACACACACACACACACAGAAACACACACAGUAACACACAGUUGCACACAGUAACACACACACAAACACUUAGCAAUAGACACAUGCAUUCAAGUGCACAUGUGCACGCAGAGAUCUGAGAUUUACGUCUAUUGAUUAUUGGUCCAUUGUGGAAGUAGAAGACAACUGGUCCAAACUGUACUGUUCCAAACUGUACUGGUCCACUGAAGAGGACACUGGUCCAUUCUGUACUGGUCCAAACUGUUCUGGGCCAUACUGUACUGGGCCAUACUGUACUGGGGCCCCCUCUCUGGAAUACUGGGAAUGCUGACAGUCCCAUCAGUACUGGACCUGUUGGGAGUGGACUGGGUGACCUGGACAAACCCUGAACAGAAGACUGUUGGAACGAUGGUUAAGAUGGACUGGUAAUAACCAUGGUAUUAUGGGAUGGCAGCUCUCUCUGAGAGCUGCUCAAUGAUUCAGAGGUCAGCACACAGACAAUACUUUACCCUCAGUGCAUGGUGUGGGAGUGAGUGUGUAAGUGCGUAUGUUUGUUUGUGUGUGUAUGUGGGUCUGUAUGUGUGUGUGUGUGUGUGUGUGUGUGUGUGUGUGUGUGUGUGUGUGUGUCUAUGUUUCUGUGUGUGUGUAUUAACACCUGUGCUCAACAAAUCCUGAAUCGAAUUCGCUAAACUCAACCAAUCACAGAAGGGGAUGGUUAUUGUUGUUCUUUGGUUUUAUUUAUUCAUUUAAGUUUUGCUAAUUUGGUUAAAAUCAGGCCAACGGUUAUAUUAGAAUUAUGGUCUGUCUGGCCAAUCAGGUGACACGCUGUUUGGACCUGACCAAUCAGAGUUCUGAGGACAUUUAUGUUCAGUGGUAGUUUGUCCAUCGCGCCAGAAAUAGUAUAAAUGGCUGACGGCUAAAAGCUACGUUUAGCACCAAGCUAGCCCUUGAUGCUGAUGACCUGAGCCACUGCAAGCAUCUACAAAGACAUGACAGGACGUCAUCAUAUUACACUGACCUAAAUGACACACUUUUUCAGAUUGUGAAACAGUUAGUCAAAGAGUUAUUCCUCAACUGUCAAAGAAUUUUGUGUUUUUUGUCGGAACCGGGAGGUAAGGUUGCGUAUGUCUGGAUCCGAGCGCCUUCCGUAGUGCGUCUGAUCGGACGGGCCGAGCCGUGUCGUCGUCCCACGGAGCCGGGGAGCGCAAGCGAGCUCAGAGUCCGAGUGCUUCAGCGGUUGGGCUAGCAUGGAGGAGGUCCUCACUUACAGAGCUCCUCCUCUGUAAGGGGAGCUCCGCCCUGCCAGGUGUGAGGAGGAGGAGUCAACACGGCUCACUCACCGCUUACCAUCAGGUAAACCCCAGGACUGGUCCCAGGUGGAGAUGUAUAUUUUGAUGAUAUAUUUGGCAGCUGUAUUUACAGAUUGGUCUACAAAGGGCUGUAUUCAACAGAUCAAUAUAUUGAACACCAUCCAUUCCACAACACGCCCAAACUGUUCCGUCAAAUAUCUCCAGGUGUACUUUUGUCGAUUUCAACACAAGCUUAUUUGUAAAAAAGAAAAAAAGAAGAAAAAAACGAAACUCAAUGGACACAUCACGGCAUGCUACUGGAGAACGUCAGUUUACUUGUUCAUCUUUAAAUAACUGUAUGCUUGUUUUCUGUUCAGUGGUACCAUUAAACAUCUC
This is a messenger RNA of Gadus chalcogrammus (walleye pollock), 2552 nucleotides long. Its product is annotated as synapse differentiation-inducing gene protein 1. The transcript is spliced from 4 exons. The record is from RefSeq and is a predicted model, not a curated record. Gene Ontology annotation, cellular component: postsynaptic density membrane; intracellular membrane-bounded organelle; synaptic vesicle membrane. Gene Ontology annotation, biological process: synaptic vesicle clustering; positive regulation of synapse assembly. Bases 1 to 711 code for a protein of 236 amino acids. NCBI's taxonomy places the organism in Eukaryota, Metazoa, Chordata, Actinopteri, Gadiformes, Gadidae.